UACGCCUGAGUCGCUCUGACUGUUUUCAUUUGAAUUUUCGAUCUCUUGGGUUGUCGUGCGAUUGGUUUUUUUUUAAAAAUCCUCUUUCUUGACACCGCUUCCUGUGACAGCGCACCUCUCGCCACUUCCUCUCGAAGGCCUGCCACUUUGUUCGUUUUUUUUUUUUUUCUCUUUACUUCUUUCUUUCUGUGGAGCGCAAGCUCGAGUUCCGUGUUCCUCCUAGUGCCAUUGGCCACUCCGUCGCCAUGGUGAGCUACUGCCCCAUCUGUGGGAAGCCCGUCUACUUCGGUGAGAAAAAACGCUCCCUGGGGCGGGAUUAUCACCCACUGUGUCUGAAAUGCCACAGGUGUAAGAGGCAGCUGACCCCCGGACAACACGCAGAGCACGACGAGAAGCCAUACUGUACUAACUGCUACAUGAGAGACUUUGGCCCCAGAGGGAACAGAGGAGCAGCGUCUCACACGUGCAACACAGAAGCCUCCUAAGGAGCCUCCGCCCUCAGCACCUCCGGCCGCCUCUCCGCCCUCCCCCCCACCCACUACCGCUGCGUCUCCAUCCCCACCGGAAACGGGAAGUUGUCCCCUCCUCUUCGCCCUCUCUGUCCCCAACCCGGAGGACUUGUUCACCAUGCUCGGCUCCCACAAAAUAAAAGUCCUUUUUUUUUUACCCUCGACACAUGACCCCCCCCCCUCGACCCCUCAGCCAAAACUCUUUUUGUAUGUUUUUGUAUGUUUUUGUAUGGAGCCGCACACGCAACACUUGACAACAUCACCUACCCCACUGUGGCCUACCCCCACCCUGUCUCCUAGGCUGCUCCUCCUCGUCAGGCUGUUCACCGAGGCUGCUUCCAGCACUGGCCGUCAUCCCGGGCGACUCUGGUUUGGGCUGGGACGGAACGGAACAAUUCUUUUGCAUCUGAUCUGUCAGGGGGCAAAAAUAAGGGGCAAAAGGGCAGUCAGGGGGGGGAAUAAUUAAAGUCUGAAUAUGACUUCCUGAGUGUCAUUGGUCUGGAAGGCCUUUCCAUGUGGUGACCGGGGGAAAAUAUUGGUAAUGAAAAAGAAUGUGAAUUUGUGUGUUGCAUAAUAGUAACAGAGUGCAUUAAAUGUAAUCUCUAUCAGAUUAUCAGCAAAGUUAUGUGUUUGGAUAGAUUUUUUUUGCAUCAUCUCAAGGUUUCAUUAAAUGUAAAUGUAUUAAA
This is a messenger RNA of Electrophorus electricus (electric eel), 1195 nucleotides long. Its product is annotated as cysteine-rich protein 1. Gene Ontology annotation, biological process: intrinsic apoptotic signaling pathway in response to DNA damage; regulation of gene expression. Lineage: Eukaryota; Metazoa; Chordata; Actinopteri; Gymnotiformes; Gymnotidae. Gene Ontology annotation, molecular function: zinc ion binding. The record is from RefSeq and is a predicted model, not a curated record.